Messenger RNA from Porites lobata, 5613 nucleotides. NCBI's taxonomy places the organism in Eukaryota, Metazoa, Cnidaria, Anthozoa, Scleractinia, Poritidae. The record is from the annotation of a GenBank genome assembly.
AGAACUAAAAGCGAACAGCGGAGAAGUGAUAAAAAUCUCAUCGUGGAAAAAGAAGAAAUAAUGGAUAAGACAACAAAAAACACGGUAAUGUACAACAGUCAAUUUCGAUGUUAAGUCGAUGACUUUGCUCUACCUCUAAGGUUAGGAAAUUAUAAGACAAGAAAGCCGCCAAUUGAUAAUUCUCUUUCACUUUCGAAAGUCAUACGAAAACGAACACCAUUCAAAGUUUAAGAAUUCCCGAGAAAACACAUGGAAUAUGACUCAUAAGGGUUUCGGUUUCUUUGAAAUAUCAUUCCCUUGUAGAAAUGGAUCAUUUGUUGUAGGUUUAAUUUGUUAUGAUUAUGUUAUUAACAUACUUGUAGCUCUACUAUACGGAACCGGCAGUGAGACUUCGGAAGCAAAUGGCGCUCUGGAAGUGGAAGUGCGUCUUUGUAACCGAAUGUUUCACUUUUUUCAGAAUCUAUUCCAUGGUACAUGCCAAUGUACCGAGGGUCCAGCACUUGGUGACGGAGGAACACUCUGCCAGCGUUGUGGAAAUAUGGCUUAUGAAAGUGAAGAAAAUUUGAUGAGCAAUUUGCAGUUCGAACAUGCUAGGGAAAUCGAUAGUUCCGCUACGACCGUUUAUCAUUCACAAGUGCUUGUAAGCGGCUUACCAUCUCUACCUGCCGAGUCAGACCCGUCUGGCGAGGGUAACAACUGUGCGAUUGGCGAAGGAGUUAAUGUUUCGGAUCAACAUGGUCACUCAUCUGCGGAAAAGAGUCCCGUCCACAGUAAGUCACGAAUGAACGAAUAACAACAUUCCCCGAGACUGGCAAGAUUUAUUAACUUUAAAAAUCUCAAAACAUCUCUGAAUGAAUUCGUUACAAUAUCAUGAGAGGCAACGAUAAGCGUGGUGAUAAGAAUAAUAACAAUGGUAUUGCGUUUUCCCCAUAGAAGCAUUUGAACAAAUGUCGAGCUCGAAAUAAUACACAUUCAAUAUAUUUACCUUGCACUUACCUGGGAGUGAUGUGGUAGUUACGUCGAUGCUACUGUUCCUCUAAAAUGUUCAGUCUGUCGUAAAAAAAAGACUAUUAAAAUGUACAUUCGUAAUUACGUGAAAUGCUUAAAGCUAUUCGUCCUUCAUUUCGAGGAGCAAAAGCCGGUUUUUUAGUGCCUAAGUUGACGGAAUAUUUCUGGAAUACAUCUUUGGUUUAUUUUAUUUUAGAUGAGGGUAAGAUCAUAUAGGUGAGGUCUACACUGUCAAUAUUGUGCCAAGAGCUAUGCUAAAUUCCUUUACCUGCCAUGGUCAGCUCUCAAUAUCUUUUCUACAGGUCAUAUAGGUUCAUCAGUACAAGUACCAUGCAAAGGAACGAAAUUCACCUUCUUCAUCUUAGUUCAAGACCAUCCUGAAAUAAACGAACAAUGGUUCGGGGUACACUUUGUGCCUACAGAACGUUUUGAGCAGGUAGGAUCGAUCAUUGUUUCCAUGAUAAUGUGAUAACAUUAAUUUAACGCGUUUUCCUUUCUUUGACCAGCUUAUCUUACUGGCUUCUCGGGAAAAUCGUAGACUUGUUUACACCUACACUUGAGGUUUCAGGUAUAACACUGAGAUACCAUGCAAGGGUCACCAUUAAAUGAGAUAUCAAGCCUCGAGAAUACAGCGGACUGUCCUCGACUAUCGGUUGCUGCAAAUUUGUGACCCUAAUGUGUUUAACUCCAAAUUUAUCAUGAAUAUUUCAAAACCAAUACAAUGUAAUUACUUCGUAAAAAUAAUUCCGUGAUCACCAUUUACUGAUUUAGUAUUUCUAAGUAAGUAAAUACUUUUCUUUCCAUUUUAGGGACGAAUUUCUAACCUGAUUAAGACAAUGCAGGAUCAACAAGGCAUCAGGAUAGUCUGUAUGGGGGAUGAAUAUUUAUCCCAGGUCGAAAGUGGAUAUUUUCACACUGUGUUUAUCGACACCGAUGUACAUUCUACGAUCACUUUUGAGUUGGUGAAGGAAAUAAAAUUUAGAAUAAGGGAUGUUCAAACAGCUUGCGAGGUAAGACCCUGCAACUGGUGAUUGUUUUGUUACAGUUGAGGUGGGAAGAGCGAAAGAAACGGUUAACUGUAAAGGAUUUUUCAGAAAUUGUGUUGUUAUUUUGUAACUCAGUGCUAUUUACUUUGAAAAAUAUUUUUUUCCUUGGUUUGACUUAACAUAUCUGACACAUACACAACUGUUUCUAUCACAGGUUCCUUUGCACAGACUUUAUGCGCUAAGCCAGGAUAGAUUGCCUAGUGCCAUAGCCAGGGUGUUUGUAGAGUGUCUUGCUGAUAUCAAUGAAACUUGUCAAGACCAUUUGAGGAUGACUUUGAAGUAUGGGAACGUCAGUCGCCGGAUUCUUAUCCCAAUUUGGGUAAAUUUGAUCCAUUUUAUCAGCCAAUUUUCUUAAAAAUAUAUCUGCAAAUAUACUUUAGACAGUCUUUAAGAUCUGAAUUCCGAAAUAAUUUCUUUCUCUUUUCACAAAAACACAUUUCUAGGCACAAUCAGGAGCAGUAUGGCAGAAUUUAUUAAUUGAUGAAUUUUCUUCUUUUAAGUUUCGCCUCAUACAAUACAUCAAUUCGCAUGACUGCUUUUACCCUAACAAUGUAUUAUGAGAAAAAUUAAUUUUAUUUCAUUCUAUUUCAGUCUUUACGUCGAAUUUGAGUCUGAUCUGGUGAGUAAAAAUGUCUAAACAGGGGCCGAUAGACAGUUAACUGAAGUUUAUUGGGUUACAUGUUCAACUGGAACAUGUGGGGUGGAGAGAAAAGAUGAGUCGAGUCAUGGCUGACAUUUUUUCCCUAAAGGAUCUACUCUAAAGGCUAUUUAGUAAGAAGGAAGCUUGAUAACGUUGCUUACAGGUCACCUAACAAGGAUUAUGAAUUGUACUACAAAUUGGUUUACAGUGUUAAGACCUGACCUCCAAUCUUGCCAGGUACUAAAUGUUACAAAAAGAGAUAAGGUGUCUCCAACGUCUCAGUCACCAGACGUCUGAAAACAAACCUUAAGUGCAAAACAAAAUAACUGUUUUAAUUCCGGAAAUCAUCCUUUCUUUUCGGUACAUGUUGUACUUCAAUUUUACUCUUGGCUUAACUUUCUUUUUCCUGUUUUGGAUUAUGUUAGCCGAUAUGAUAAUAAGCUCGAAACAAAGGAAAGUAUAACCACAACACAUUCAUUUUUUGUGUAUUUUCAUAUUUAGCCAACACCUGUGGAGAAUAGGAAGACCCAAUAACCUAACGAAUGAACACACAAUCGACAUUGGUUACCUCACUCUGUUAUCACUGGAACCAUUUUGUGCUAACGUUUAGUAAAAGCAAACUAGCUUUCCAUCAAGGUGGUUAUCCUGUUAGGAGUUAUUAUACCUUUCCCCGUUGUCAAAUUUUGACUACAAUAAUGGGUUGCAGUAAAUGAAAGCUCUUUAGAAAGCAACAUUCCUACUAAACUCCAUGUGCUUCGUUUCCUUAAUAAAAGGAUUGUCUUAAGAGACACUCACUGACGUGGGAAAGGUAUAAUAAUAAUUAAUGGUGUUUAGCUAUUUCUUUCUCCUGUUACACAUCAGUGCUGUACGUAGAAUAUCUGCUGAUACAUAGUUUUUGUGCUGUGUAAGCUCUUGUGUAGAAUGGACAUAACUUGUCAGUUCAAGAGUGCACAGGAACUUAAUGAACAUGUGUAUUUUGUAGGUUUAGAUAAGGAACAUUAGAAAACAAGUUAAAGGCUAAGGCAGUUUAACUCAGGUACAGAAAAUGUUCUGUGCGUGGUAAUAAACCUUGUGUGCUUUCUCUAUAAGGUACUAACGCACACUAUUUCAGUAACUGAAGUCGAGGAAGCAAGCUUCCUGAUUAAGCGUGAGUGAAAUGUAACAUGGGUUACCUGUGAAACAUUAAUACGUGACGUCCAAAACAAAUUUCUAUCCAUUUUUGGUAGUGUUGUUAAGGACGUUUUUGCCUCGCCAUCCACGUUUUAAUAUACGCGGAAGAUGCAGGUGUCAAGAGAAUUUUGAGAUGAAAAUCUUAUCCAGUUCAUGAUAAAGAAGUUGUAAUUGUGCUUGCCUUUAGCAAGCUGAACCCGACCUUUUUUAGGAAUUCCACACCUUUCCGAACAUUUAUGGAUAGACAGUUUUAACAGAACAAUUAAACUUGUUAUGUUAUAAGGGAGAGGAACCUAGCACGUAUCGUGUUUUUCUUCCAAAAAGGAUUUUUUCCAGCAGUGCCCAGUAGUCUGAAUGAGCUUCGGCUACUAAUUGUCUUCGGGCGAAAUUUAAAAUCUAGUUUUGGAUUAGAUCUGGCCCCCCUGUGUUUAUUUUUUACCUUUGAUUAGAGACAAGUGAUUAUAAUCAUUUUGGUAUGAUAUAAACAAACCUAGCAUGCUUAGAGGGCUGUAAAGAAAUUACUUCCGUGUCUCCAAAGGCAAUGUGGAAUUCUUAAAAAAGACUCUUACUGUCAGAACAACAAAACCAAACAUAUUCGUGAGCAAGUAAAUCGUGUUACCUUUCUUGAGAAUAUUCAGUUUAUAAUAGUGAAGUUUAAGUACCGUUAAGUCACAAUAUGCAUGCUUUUAGUAAUAACGAUGAUAAUUAUAACUGGUUUUGUGAACUGACAGUUGCACAAAUAUAUGGCACACCAGUACGUGCAGUACACCUUGCCCCGCUCCCCACUAGAGGAUAGGGAACUGAUGAUGACAGCCAGUUCAUUUCUAUGAUUAACAAAUUAAUGCCAUAGAAAUGUACGGUUAUUGAUUAGCUGUGGGUCUGUGCGUGUGACAUAUAUUUGUGGCAUUGGAGAGUAUUAUGCAAAUCUAUUUUAGGUGACCAGUUUGUUACUUGUUUUCGCACGGACCUAGCCUGCGUGCAAACGAUAACUAAACUCUGAUUAGUACCGUCUGCGAAGCAGCGCAGAGAUCCUUGUUCUGGACCCCCAACGGACACAACGAAUUACCGGAAGUGCGUUUCGAAUUCCUCUUCAACCUGAUUGGCAAUCACGACAAACAAAACAAAGACCUUUUUUAACUGGCCAAUCGUGGCGCGUACUCAAAUCUGGGUACACAGCUGGAAGUCCAGAACAAGGAUUUCCACGCUGUUUCGCAGACGGAGUUAACCAGAGUUUAAUUUCGUCUGCGCGCAGGCUAGCAUGGACCUUAAUCGCUUUCAAUUUGCAUGGAAUACCGGUCAAAAUUUCCACCAUUGUGGAGGCGUUGUUAUACAGAAAAUAUAGCUGCCAAACAUUCGGUCUUGGAAGUUAUACUGGUUCUUGCUGGCGGUAGAGUAAUUUUGAGUUAAUUCCGGUAAUAACGUGGAAAAGUGGGUAAAUAUAAUUCCAUUAGAAACGACUGUCCCAUUUGAAUUCGCACCGAGCGAAAGUUUUCAGGCGUUUUUUAAAUACAAACAGGUGUCCUUUCUGCCUGUAACUGAGACGGUUUAAUUUACUCAUUUCAUGUAACUUUCACCAAUGUCUUGCUUUAGAAUUGCAAAAGUGUUGUCAUUUUCCUUUAAUUAUUCAGAGUAAAUAAUAGUAAUAAUCAUAAUAAUGGAAACUUUAUUUGUGUUUUUGAAUGUACAAUUGUAAAUCUCGCUACAUAUAGGCAAUUUACAAAUGCUGCUUGAGAUUGGAUUAUUAAAAAG